UGCCAAGCACUUAUGUAAGGAGAUACAAACCCGAAACCCUCAAAAGUAUGGGGAAUCGCUUAACUCUCCAAGGAAAGGUUGUGAGGAUCAUAAAGAAAGAUGGCAAAGUCCUUGAAUACAGAACUCCAUUGAGAGUCCACCAAGUCCUGUCAGAUUUCGAGGGCCAACACGCUAUAUCUGAGGGGAUUCCGGAGAAGGAGUAUCUCCGGCUGGACUCCAUGCUGGUGGGUGGCCGCUCAUACUACUUGGUUCCUCUCGCGAGACCCGUAAAGAUGGAGAAGAAGAAGAAGAAGAAGAAGGUAAGGUUCGCGGAUCAACUAGAGACGGAAGGAGGGACAGGAGGCGCUGUGGUUCGGGUGAAGCUGUUAAUCAGUAGAAGGGAACUACAGGAGCUGCUAGAGAGAGGAGCUGUUUCAGUUUCUCGGUUUAGUGAAGCCAGUGCAGUCUGCAGGGGCAAUUCUUCUGAAGAGUGGAAGCCUGUCUUAGAGCAUAUCCCUGAAGGGAACUAGCAAUUCCUCGUCCGUAUUAAGGAACGGAAAUAUCCGACACCGUGAAAAUUAAACAUGGGCUGUGUUUUGUAGGUGAAACGAACUCCGUUUCCAUUUCAUUCUUUCGUACCAAAUGUGAUAUGAGAGAAUAUUGUCUGUUCUAUCUCUCACAUAGAAAAGAUAUACGGAUAUAGUUUGUCAAGAAAAUAUACCGAAUGUAGAAUGAAACUUAGGAGAGAAAAGCUUUCGUCUUA
This is a messenger RNA of Punica granatum (pomegranate), 742 nucleotides long. NCBI's taxonomy places the organism in Eukaryota, Viridiplantae, Streptophyta, Magnoliopsida, Myrtales, Lythraceae. The record is from RefSeq and is a predicted model, not a curated record.